ACGAAACGGGCCGUUUAAAACACUACUCCUCUUCGUGGUAUGCACACGCUAGUCGCGAUUAGUCACCGGAGAUACCAUCUGGAAAGGAGCAUCGUCAGUGCUGCCAAUGUCCCUCCUCCACGGCCUCUGCCCCGAACAGCCUCGACAACAACGACGACGACGACGACGAGCACAAGUACCACGACGCACCCGGAAUGCCAGGAAUCGCGACUAUCGCGAGAGCGUCGGAAAGGAUGUUGGACGUGGUUGAACGCCACGCCGCCGCGCCGUCUCGCGAUCCUUACGCCGAUAGCGGAUUGUACCCACAGAUCGCGCGAGUGCCACAAUUAUCGCUCGCAGAACGUACGGUCGUUCCGAAAUGUUCCGAGAGAUGACGCAAGUAUCACGAUUAUCGUGCAAUACGCGGGAAAAAUGGAAGUACAUUUCACCCGAUAUCACUAUCAUUCAAUGAGAGGAAACCGCAAUGAUUGGUACUUCGUGGAAUCCAGGUGUUGUAUCAGUCAUAAUAAAGCAGCGCGUAGACGAUUACGGCGGGGACACACGCACAUCGGCCGCGAAUGUGGUACAUCGUGGAAUGCAAAUGUUGUAACAGUCAUAAUAAAGCAGCGCGUAGACGAUUACGACGGGGACGCAGACACAUCGGUCGCGAAUGACGGAUUUGGGGCUCAUUAUCGGAUGCGGCAAUCGGAAACCAUCCGAUCGGGCAACGUGUAACAACCACGGACUGGUAGCGCAACCGUCGCGUCGCCAACGAGCGCGAUCGUUAACGUUAACCGCUCGCGUUGCGAAGAGUAUUCAUGCGUGGCUCAGCUGCACCUGAUUACGUUAAUAAUGAACGCAAUUGGCGCUCACCUGCGUGACUCGCCGAAUGCGCUUUAAUCUGUUUACCGAUUGCUCGCCGACGGUGUUAUCGCGUGCGCGCGAGAGUGCGAACGGCCGUGCGCACAUUCGGCAUAGCACAUCGACGUUUGCACGCUUAAUUCGCUCGAUUUCGCCGAAUUGUGUCCGACUCGUCGCAAAGCCGAUGAUAACGCGUUUGCUGCGCGAUAACGUACAUACAUGAGGAGAUAAAACAACGGAUAUCGCAAAGCGAACUCUUCAUUUUCCACGAUGCGUCGCGCUGCGCGCCGCGCCGUCGAGAACGUGCACCGUUUGCUAGAACGGUGAACGAGCAACGAUUCCGUAUUUUUUUGUUAUUUUUUUAAAUUUAUGAAAUAUUAAUAUUUUUUUCUGUGAUAUAUUUAUGGUGUUUUUUUUUUUUUACGUGCACACAGUUGAGUGAUAUUCAAGGACUUUAAUUCUGUCUGUUACAUGAUAAAUGUCUAACUCUAAAUCACAGUUAUACCGUCUUCAAUUGAAUCUAUAGCAUGAUGAAGAAUCAUUUCGAGAUCUCUCGACUGUAUAAUGCGAUAGUCGCGAAGCGAUUAUUCCAGCCUUAUCGGCGAUACACUCGGUGCGCAAAUACCAUCGAGACGCGUUGAAGGUGAAAGGAAAAUGGCGGAAGGAUGCGUGAGAGCGGAAAAUAAGAUCAAUUUCGUUGUGCGUUCACUGAUCAUGUACACCUGAGCCGCUCUUUCUCACGUCGCGUCGUUGUCGUCGUCGUCGUCGUCGUCGUCGUCGUCGUCGGCGGCGGCGGCUCGGUCAACCGUCGAGACUUUUCGCUCUUGUCGACUCCGUGUCGCGUAUUCCCAGCACGCCGCGGAAACAGCGGUGGGUUUAUUUUCCGCGGAAAAUCACAACGUGUCCGGAUAAUGCCGGUUAUCGCGCGGCACGCUGAAUACAAUGCCUCGAGUACGGAGAGAAAGAUCGGAAGCUGCCCCGCUUCUCGCCUCCCGUGUCGAGAAUAUACACUGUAUAAAUGUGCAUUCGUUGCAUACGACGGUAAGCUCGCGCGCUUCGGGCACCGCCUCCGGCAACAAGAUAUGUAAGAAAACGCGAUAUAGGAUACGCGCCGCGCCGUACCGGUGACGUUUGCUUCCAAUUCGAAGAAACGAAUCUUCCUCCGUAGAGAUUUCAAGUGAAAAUGUAAAAAUCAACAAUGAUUUAAUGUGUAUAUGACCGUAAAACGGGACUUGUUCUUAAGUAGAAAUAAACAGAAAAGAAUAGAAAGAUAUACACGUGACGUGAGACUUCCGUACGCGGAGAAUUCCCCAAUGAAUCGUUUUUGAGCAAUCGCCAUUCGCAUCGCGAGCAUGGCAAUAAAUUCAAAUUUUAUUGAAUUAUACAAUAGGAGCCAGGAAGAUCGUUUAAACUACACGCGAACGCUUUCACGAUCGGGCAGCAUUGAAUUCCGCGGUGUUGUUAGGCGGUCGAUUCUAUAUAUACGGACUCUUGGGCUGCGAUUUUAAAAUAAUCAAACUUGAUAAGAAAUUUUUCAUUUAUUGCAAUUAGGUGUGAAUAUUUAUA
Messenger RNA from Solenopsis invicta (red fire ant), 2406 nucleotides. RefSeq lists its product as uncharacterized. The record is from RefSeq and is a predicted model, not a curated record. The transcript has 4 exons. The coding region runs from base 40 to 714 and encodes 224 amino acids. NCBI's taxonomy places the organism in Eukaryota, Metazoa, Arthropoda, Insecta, Hymenoptera, Formicidae.